CGGGCAGGCGCCAGCCGCGUCGCCCCCACCCCGCCCAGCCUUCACCUUGCCAGCAUUGGCUCACCGACACAGGACCAGGGGUUUGGAGCGGAUUGAUUUUCUUUAACAUUUUUCCAGCAGACCACAUCCCCGCCCCCCGCUCGCGGUCCCCCGCCCCCCGCAAUAUACCCUACACACACACACACACACACACACACACACACACACGCACACCCAGCGCACAGACACUCGCUCCCUCCCUCCGGCGCUCUACCCCUCGCCCGCCCGCGGCGCACGCAGUCGGCCCCGGCUCCCCGCGCCCCGCGCCCCGCGCCCCGCCGCCGCUGAGCGAAGCCGGGCUGGGCUUGCAGCUGCUCAUGGAGAAAGUGCCGGGCGAGAUGGAGAUUGAGCGCAGGGAGCGGAGCGAGGAGCUGUCCGAGGCGGAGAGGAAGGCGGUGCAGGCUACGUGGGCCCGGCUGUAUGCCAACUGCGAGGACGUGGGGGUGGCCAUCCUGGUGAGGUUUUUUGUGAACUUCCCCUCGGCCAAGCAGUACUUCAGCCAGUUCAAACACAUGGAGGACCCCCUGGAAAUGGAACGGAGCCCCCAGCUGCGGAAGCAUGCCUGCCGGGUCAUGGGGGCUCUCAACACUGUUGUGGAGAACCUGCACGACCCCGACAAGGUGUCCUCUGUGCUGGCCCUCGUGGGCAAAGCCCAUGCCCUCAAGCACAAAGUGGAACCUGUGUACUUCAAGAUCCUCUCUGGGGUCAUUCUGGAGGUGAUUGCCGAGGAGUUUGCCAAUGACUUCCCACCUGAGACGCAGAGAGCCUGGGCCAAGCUGCGUAGCCUCAUCUACAGCCACGUGACCGCUGCCUACAAGGAAGUGGGCUGGGUACAGCAGGUCCCCAACACCACCACCCCACCCACCACGCUGCCCUCUUCAGGGCCAUAGGAUCCUGCCCAGCUCCCCCCUCCCUGGCAGCACCUUGAGCAGAAGGCCGAGUUCUGAAGACCCUCCUUGACCCUCCAUUUCUGGGUGCCAAGGAAGCUGGAGGAACCCCGACUCGUCUUCCCAGAAGGAGGCCUCAGCCACGGCCACAGUCCUCUGAGCUGCCAGGAGGCAGCACUGGCUGCCCGGAUGCUGACCCAGUGCAGUGGGGCGGGCAGGGACCCCUCCACCUGGCAGAGGGACCCUCUCUUCUUAGCUUUUCUACUCACUGUUAGAGAGGGACCUAGCUGAGCGGCUGGCGGGAAGCAGGGACAAAUGUGAGUCACUCCAGGAAGGACCCAGCCCCGUUUUGCUCUGCCGCCCCACAUACAGGCCUCCUCACCAUCUACGGUAUCAUGCACA
Messenger RNA from Castor canadensis (American beaver), 1328 nucleotides. RefSeq names its product cytoglobin (gene Cygb). Gene Ontology annotation, biological process: oxygen transport. The record is from RefSeq and is a predicted model, not a curated record. NCBI's taxonomy places the organism in Eukaryota, Metazoa, Chordata, Mammalia, Rodentia, Castoridae. Gene Ontology annotation, molecular function: oxygen binding; oxidoreductase activity; heme binding.